AUGCUGGAAUCAAAUGACUACAUGUAUUCUGUGGAUAAUUUGUUUUUCAAAACCCCAGAUGAAGUUGAAAAUUUUCCAGACAAUGAAAACUCAUUGGAUUGGUUUCUUCCUCCUGCUCCAUUGAUUACAGAUAUUCCUGAUAUCCAGGAAUUGGAGGAAGAAAUAGAAAGCCAUAAACUAUUAGGUCAAGAAAAGAGACCACAAAUGUUAACAUCAAAUUUAAAGAUUACUAAUGACUAUGCAAAUUACAUUUCACCAAGGCAAAGCAUGCAGUUUUCCUCUAAUAAAUGUGAACUAGAUAAUCUAAAUUUAGGAGGAACAGGUAAUGGAAACUUAUCACAUAUUGCUGGCAAAAUGACUUAUGGUUCUUCUCAGAAAUAUAAAAGUCACGUGGGCAUUGAAAUUGCACCUUUUGAAAAAAAUGUACUUGGUGAAAUGGAAUUAGUCAGUAUUGCAGAAAAUAAAGGAGAAGGCACAUCAGCAUUUCGAAAAAGAUUAUUUAAAAUUUGUGAAAAUGUGCAUGAAAGUACUCAUCCCAGUGACAGUGCAUACUUGCAUUCUGACAUUGGCUCAGUGAACAUUGUCCAAAGAGAAAUGAACAAGGGGAAAUCAUGGAACUGUGGAAGUAAUAACGAGAAGUCUCAAUAUUCUGCAAACAUGCUUACAGCAGAUGAUGCUUUUUCUGCUUCUGAAACUGGAGAAGAUAUAUUGAAAUUAUCAUCUUUUUCAAUUCUAUCCCAGCCUCAUGAUAUUCGAGGUGUGACCAAAAAUAGCUUAAAUUCUUUGAAGUCUGUUGCAGAAAUUCCGGCAAAAUUCAGAAGUAUUUUCAAAGGAUUCCCUUACUUCAAUUAUAUACAGUCCAAAGCCUUUGAUGAUCUUCUUUACACCGAUAGAAAUUUUGUGAUUUGUGCUCCAACUAGUUCUGGGAAAACUGUAGUGUUUGAACUAGCUAUCACAAGAUUGCUAAUGGAAGCACCAUUACCAUGGCUAAACAUUAAAAUUGUUUAUCUGGCACCGAUAAAAGCCCUGUGUAGUCAGCGUUUUGAUGACUGGAAAGAAAAAUUUGGACCACUGGGACUGAAUUGUAAACAACUCACUGGAGAUACAGUAAUGGAUGACCUAUUUGAGAUUCAGCAUGCUAAUAUUAUUAUGACAACACCGGAAAAAUGGGACAGCAUGACUAGAAAAUGGAGAGACAACUCUUUGGUCCAACUGGUUCGACUAUUUCUCAUUGAUGAGGUACAUAUUGUAAAAGAUGAAAAUCGUGGUCCAACUCUUGAAGUUGUAGUUAGCAGAAUGAAAACUCUACAGUCUUUAUCUCAGCCUUUGCAAAAUACCAGCACUAUUAUUCCAGUGAGAUUUGUGGCUGUAUCUGCAACAAUUCCAAAUGCUGAGGAUAUUGCAGAAUGGCUUUCAGAUGGUGAAAGACCUGCUGUAUGUCUAAAAAUGGAUGAGAGCCACAGACCUGUGAAACUUCAGAAAGUGGUCCUUGGAUUUCCUUGCAGUAGUAACCAAACUGAAUUUAAGUUUGAUUUGACACUAAACUACAAAAUUUCCAGUGUUAUAAGAGCAUACUCUGAUCAGAAACCAACACUUGUGUUUUGUGCAACAAGGAAAGGUGUGCAACAGGCUGCUUCUGUUCUUGUGAAAGAUUCUAAAUUUAUUAUAACUAUGGAACAGAGACAAAGGUUACAAAAGUAUGCAUAUUCUAUAAGAGAUUCAAAACUGAAAGAUAUCUUAAUAUAUGGUAUUGCUUAUCAUCAUGCUGGUCUGGAGCUGUCAGAUAGAAAAGCAAUUGAAGGAGCAUUUGUUGCUGGAGAUCUACGAGUUCUUUUUACCACCAGUACACUAGCUAUGGGAGUAAACUUGCCUGCUCACUUGGUAAUUAUCAAAUCUACAAUGCAUUAUGCUGGAGGAAUGUUUGAAGAGUACAGUGAAACAGAUAUUCUACAGAUGAUUGGUAGAGCUGGCCGACCUCAGUUUGACACUACAGCUACUGCAGUUAUUAUGACUCGGUUAAGUACCAGAGACAAGUACAUUCAAAUGUUAGCGUGUAGUGACACUGUAGAGAGCAGUUUACACAGACAUCUUAUUGAACAUUUAAAUGCAGAGAUAGUAUUACAUACUAUCACAGAUGUGAAUAUUGCUUUGGAAUGGAUACGAUCAACCUUGCUUUAUAUCAGAGCCUUGAAAAACCCAUCUCAUUAUGGUUUUAAAUCUGGAUUGAACAAAGAAGGGAUUGAAGCAAAAUUACAAGAAUUAUGUUUGAAAAAUCUUAAUGACUUGUCAUCCCUGGACUUGAUAAAGAUGGAUGGAGAUGUUAAUUUCAAACCAACAGAGUCAGGAAGAUUGAUGGCUUGGUAUUAUAUUACAUUUGAGACGGUGAAGAAAUUUUGUACAAUCAGUGGAAAAGAAACUUUAUCAGAUCUGGUCACAAUGAUAGCCAGCUGUAAUGAAUUUCUAGAUGUACAGUUAAGGAUAAAUGAAAAGAAAACACUGAAUACUUUGAACAAAAGUCCAAAUCGGAUAACUAUCAGAUUUCCAAUGGAAGGAAAAAUUAAAACAAGAGAAAUGAAAGUUAAUUGUCUUAUUCAGGCCCAGCUAGGAUGCAUUCCUAUACAAGAUUUUGCUUUGACACAAGAUACCUCGAAGAUUUUCAGAAAUGGCUCACGAAUUGCAAGAUGGCUGUCAGAUUUUGUAGCUGCUCAAGAAAAGAGGUUUGCUGUGCUAUUGAAUAGUCUGAUUUUAGCUAAAUGUUUUAGGUGUAAACUUUGGGAGAACUCUCUGUAUGUAUCCAAACAGCUGGAAAAAAUUGGUAUAACAUUGUCAAAUGCAAUGGUAAAUGCAGGUUUGACUUCCUUUAAAAAAAUAGAAUCAACAGAUCCAAGAGAACUUGAACUGAUUUUAAGUAGACACCCCCCUUUUGGAACACAAAUAAAAGAAGCUGUGAUGUAUCUACCAAAGUAUGAACUUGAAGUAGAACAGAUUGCAAGAUACAGUAAUAUGAUGGCGGAAAUAUUAGUAACCCUGACGUUAAGAAACUUUGAACAGCUACAGACUAAACGAACAGCACCAGAUUUUCAUUAUGUCACCUUAAUCAUAGGUGAUUCAGACAAUCAGGUUGUUUUUAAGCACAAAAUUAUGGAUUCUGUUAUGCUGAAAGCUGGAAACUGGGUUAAAAAAAUUGAUGUGAAGAGAGCUCUCAUAUCUGAAGAUCUUAGCAUAAAUCUAAUUAGCUCUGAUUUUGUUGGACUUGAUAUUCAGCAGAAGUUUACAGUCUUUUACUUAGGACCCAAGAGCUUUGGAAGUCAAGUAAUUAUGCAGAGAAAGUCAGAAGCAGAUAUUUCCCAUUCUGAACAUCCAGAUAGAUCCACUGUAGUAGGAUCUUGUAAAGGAAUGACUCUCUGCAAAAAGCCUGGGAACCGAGAAUGCAAUCAUCACUGCAAAAGUAAACAUACAUGUGGACAUGACUGCUGUAAAAUUGGAGUUGCACAGAAGUCAGAAGUUAAAGAAUCAGCAAUUUCUUCAUAUUUAUCUGACUUAAGGAACAGGAAUGCUGUUUCAUCUCUUCCUCCAUGUAAACGUCUCAAACUACAGAUGAAUAAAUCUCAAACUGUGGGUCUUAAAGAGUUUGAUUUUACUCCAAAACCUUCCAUACCCAGCAGAUCAAGGUUAGAAUAUUUAAGCUUACCUGAAUGGCCUGUAAUUGAGCAGAGGGAUCAGAAUGAAAUCUGUGGAAAAGUUCAACAGGAACCAUUUGAAUAUCAAGAGAGAGAAGUUUUGAAUGUGAACUUUGAAUUGGGAAGUGAAGUUUGGGAAGAUUUUGAUGAUGAAAACUUAAUUGAAGUUAGUAGCUUUCUAACUAGUACUAAGAAGACAAAAACAUCAGGCUUUGGAGACACUCCGAAUUCAAGUGCCAGGGGCAGUAAGUUACCCUUCCAAAAGUCAAAGAGAAAAUUUCAAAACACAAUGUCCAACAGUUUUGUUUCAUCAUAUGAGAAGCCAGACACCUAUUUAUCAGAUUAUGCUGUGUCUGACUUGGGUUCAUCCUCCAUGACACAAUUACCAGAACAAAUUGGAGAUGCAAAUACUAUUCCCCUACAUGAAAGAAAACAAGACUUGUCACCAGUGUUCGAGAGGCUGUGCUUUACUCAGUCCAAAAAAAUACCAAAUUCUUGUAACCUUAAGAAAGCCGACUUUUUAAUUCAAAAUAGUGAAUCUAAAAAGGGAAUGGAUUUCAGUUAUUAUCAUCCUGAUGAUGCAGCUGGAGAAAUGAAGACUUUCCUUGGAAUAUUUGAUGACAUUUUGUAAACAACAACAAAAUCUUAAUAAAAGAAAAUAGAGAGACCCUCUAACCUCCAAGUAUGCUUU
Perognathus longimembris pacificus (Pacific pocket mouse) is the source of this 4371-nucleotide messenger RNA. RefSeq names its product helicase for meiosis 1 (gene Hfm1). Bases 1 to 4311 code for a protein of 1436 amino acids. The transcript has 38 exons. The record is from RefSeq and is a predicted model, not a curated record. NCBI's taxonomy places the organism in Eukaryota, Metazoa, Chordata, Mammalia, Rodentia, Heteromyidae. Gene Ontology annotation, molecular function: nucleic acid binding; ATP binding.